CCGCGUUAUCCAUUGGUGGGACCACCUCACAUCAAUCAUCCAAGAAUUCUGACGGAAUGUGAUUCAUAGGUACGAAAGUGUUGCAUGGAUCCCAAAUGUAAUUGCUUUUAUCGCCAUAUUGGCUGUCGGUUAUCCACAACUACGCGAAAACUAUCGGCUCCUGUCCCUUCAGCAACACCUGCUAAUAUUAUAUCUUUUGCAUCCUUUCUCGCAUCUAACAUUAUCGGCUGGUGUCCCAUGAUCCCUGACUAUGGGUAUACCAUAGCCCUGAUGCUUCUUCCACGAGAAUUUUCAUCUACACAUAUCUUGGGUUCUUCGUAUCUAAUGUGACUGGUCAGGCUCUGGGUGCCGCAUUCGCAGCAGCAGCUCCGAGCGUGCCUGCUUGGAAUGCAGGAUUCGAUGACAGCUCUUCCGUCGGUGG
Suillus subaureus is the source of this 421-nucleotide messenger RNA. RefSeq lists its product as uncharacterized. The record is from RefSeq and is a predicted model, not a curated record. Bases 85 to 330 code for a protein of 81 amino acids. NCBI's taxonomy places the organism in Eukaryota, Fungi, Basidiomycota, Agaricomycetes, Boletales, Suillaceae. The transcript is spliced from 3 exons.